AUGCCCUACACCUUGCAUGCCGAGCCAGGAAGGCCGAUGUCGACAGAACUAACGCUCUGGGACUUGUCUGGAUACAAAAGAGAUCCUGAUCUUGGUGGUGUCGAUGAUUUCUAUUUCCCAGCCAUGAACAUCAUUAUCAAGAUGCUUUUGGAUGCUGGUGCAGACGCUAAAGGUUGUGCUUCACGCGAGACAGCAACGCCUUUGCAGAUGGCUAUUGACAUAGGUUGUACCGAGUUUAUCGACGCAUUCUAUGCCCAGCAUAACAUGUCGGUCAACUCAGGGAGGACUCUGUCAAGCGAUGGCCUCAGCAGGGAAACUGCCAGAGUUGAUGUGGCCUCCCCACUGUUAAAUCAGCGUCUCGACAAAUAUCUGGAUGGAUCAGGGAAGCCUGUGCUUGAAUUGCUUUUGGACAAUCCCAGCCGAUACUUGCGGCUUCUUACACCCGACGAUGCAGCAAGUCUGAUCAACCACGGAUUCAGCAAUAACCGGCAUGAUGGCAGAUAUUACCAGGUGCUCCUGGAGAUGAUGCAAUCUUCCGAAUAUCUACUGUUGGCGAGGCAGGUGUCCGGGCUGAUUCAUUAUUACAGCUCUCCUGACAACCUCAGGCUUUAUCUUCAAACGGUGCGAUCCCAGUCAACGACAAAUUCCUGGAUGUCGACCUGGGUGGGACGUUACUUUGGCACGCGAGCCCUUACCCCUCUACAGAUCAUCUGUGAAUCACAGCGUCCUAGCAUGGUGUUGUUAAGAUACUUGCUGGGAACGCUUCAGGUGGAUGCCAACACACGGUGCAUCAUGGUUGACCGGAAAAAGGGAGAGUUAAUUUCUGGUGGUACAGCACUUCAUCGACUUGCUGUUGUAGACUUCCGGUGGAAGCUGGAUGCUAUCCGCUACCUGCUCGCCACCGGUGCCGACAUCAAUGCGCUUAACGAGACUUGCGAGUCACCUCUUCACGUUGCUGCCUGCGGUGGAUUUCAGAAUUAUCAUCGGCACGGACCAGACCGGUUCAGUGAUAACCGGAGUCUCGACGCUGUCCGAAUCCUUCUCGAUCAUGGAGCCGAUCCUGAUCUCCUGGAUGAAAAGGGCCUUGCCGCGAUCCAUAAGGCAUGCAUGCACUUUGAUCAAUCAACAAGUCGCGAAAUUAUCCAAGAGCUUCUUUCCAAGGGGGCAAGUGCCCUGGUUGGCGUCAGAAGCCCUCUGUUUGAAGCCGUACGGUACCACAACCUUCCAGCCUUCGAAGUACUGCUGGAGCAUGGACUUGACGUCAAUACGGUCUAUGAUGAAGGACCGAUCAUAUUCCCCCAAAAUGGCAACCCGAUUGAUGAGACAAAGCCUCGACGACGUUGUCUGCUUUGGUUCAUGGCCAUCGUUUCCUGUUGGCCCCUUGCUAGGUCACCUGUAACCUUGUCAAUGGUGCGCAUUAUGGUCGAACAUGGGGCGGAUCUGUACCUCCCUUUAAACAACGAAGAGACGGUGUGUCAUUAUCUCUUCGAGUUCGCAAAACGGGAGAUUGUGGAGGCAUUGUUGCAGGAACCCUGUGUCUCACGGAUUGACUUCAAUCGUCCCUGUCAGUCUGGUCAAACGAUCUUGAUGGCGGCCUGCAGACGAGCUAUCGAAUGGAGGCCUCAUGACUUGAAGGAUGGAUUAAAGCCGGCUUGGCUACCGUUGCAAACCCUGAGAUUGAACUUGGGGAUCAAACCUGAUGCUACCGCUGUUGACAAUGCUGGCCAGACGUCUCUUCAUCAUCUUUUGCAAAAUAAAGCGAGCACGGAGGAUGAGAUUCUUCAUUUUAUGAGGGACGAAGGUGUUGCUUCUACUCUCUUGACCAAGGAUAACGAUGGGUUUUCGCCUCUUCAUUAUGCCCUCAAGCUGCUCCGGCCGAGAGUGUGCGAGUUUCUUUGCGACAAAGGAGCCGACAUUCUCGAACCGGACCCGAGUGGUUCUUUUACUCUUCACCACAUUGCGGCACAGUGUGUUCAGACGGCUCGGUCAUUUGCCGAUCCAACGGAUGGAGCAUGGGACUGGAACCCAAUCCCCCAUUCAACAACCUACUUUGAUGAUUGCCUGGCGCUCUGGAAAAGGUGUCUGAAGGAAGGAGCGUCAAUCAACGCACCCGACCGAGAUGGAAACACACCGUUGCACGUUUUUGUAGUGUCUCCAGACGCAUGGACACCGCGUAAAUACCCAGGGGAUGAGGAUGAGUAUGAUCCUGUGGCGUGCCAUUUGAAGCGGUACAAACAGCUUUUCCCGCCAGACAGUGGUGUUGAUAUAUGGGCUUCCAAUCGGGAGGGGGAGACGGUCUUGCAUAGGAUUGCUGGUCACUGUGUGAGAAGACGAUGGGAUGGAAUCCUGGCGACACAUCCUGGGAGACCGUCGGAUGUGAAGCAUAUGCCGCAUGAUAAACAGCUUUUUGAAGCGUUUUUGAAGAUGGGGGCGGAUCCAUUGAAGGAGGAUGUGAAGGGGAGGAGUGCGCUGGAUGUGGCGAUUGCUUGGGGGAAGAAGUAUAUUUUGGAGUUGGUUGCUUUGGAUGGCGGGUCUUAA
Molecule: messenger RNA, 2538 nt
Organism: Podospora pseudopauciseta
Lineage: Eukaryota; Fungi; Ascomycota; Sordariomycetes; Sordariales; Podosporaceae
Exons: 2
Coding region: 1-2538 (845 amino acids)
Cellular component (GO): nucleus; cytoplasm
Molecular function (GO): protein binding
Source: RefSeq, a predicted model, not a curated record